Messenger RNA from Aplysia californica (California sea hare), 3110 nucleotides. RefSeq lists its product as uncharacterized. Gene Ontology annotation, biological process: adenylate cyclase-activating adrenergic receptor signaling pathway. Gene Ontology annotation, cellular component: membrane. Gene Ontology annotation, molecular function: dopamine neurotransmitter receptor activity, coupled via Gi/Go; G protein-coupled receptor activity. Lineage: Eukaryota; Metazoa; Mollusca; Gastropoda; Aplysiida; Aplysiidae. The record is from RefSeq and is a predicted model, not a curated record.
AGGUUCUUUACUCUCAAGUACCCAAUGCGUUACGGACGCAACAAAACCCGCCGCAUGGUCCUCGGCAAGAUCCUCUUUGUGUGGGUUGUCUCCAUGGCAAUCUCUAGCCCCAUCCUUUUCUACGGGUUCCUGGACACCACCACGGUCUACAACCAGGGCGUCUGCGUGCCCGUACUAAAAAACUUCAUCAUCUACGGUUCCAUCUUCGCCUUCUACAUCCCCCUGCUCAUCAUGCUGGUCACUUACGUGCUGACCAUCCGGAUCCUGUGGAAGAACCAGAACCGCAUGCAGCAGAUGGAGCGAUCCGACUUGAAGCCCAGGCUGGCCCAGCUGACCGCUCAGUGUACGGGAUUGGCCAUACCCAAACUGCUGGCCAGUUUGCGCAGGUCAACCAAAUCCACGUCGUGUCCAAAAGUGAAAGCCGAGAAACGUUUGCUGACCCCACGUGUGUCGCCCAGGUCUCCUCGCUGUACGCUGGGGAGUGUCACCGACACCAUGGGCAGUGAUGUGGAGAUAUCCGGGUGUGGCUCAGAUGUAAGAGGCGGGAACAUGAGAGGCGAAGAUUUUGGUGGUGGUGGAAAAGGAGGAGGAGGAGGAUUGGGUGGGGGAGAAGGAAGAGGUGUUAGACUGCACAACAGCAUGAACUACCUCGCCCUUCCCUCCCGCCAGAGUUACGCCGUCCCCCGACCCCCCUCCUCCGCCUCCUCCUACCACUGCCCGCAGACGUCGGACACGGAGGAGAGCGAGAGCGAGCCCAACUACUUCAGCCUCCUGCAGACCUCCCACUCCUGCCGAUCUCUGUGCACACCCAUCAGCCUGGGCUCCUGCUCGGAGAAGUCUCUCCAGAAGCGUCUGCAGAAGAAGCAUCUCUAUCAGCACCAGCAGCAGGAGCUGCAGCAGCUGAGGAACGAGUACCACCAGCAGCGACAGCAGCUGUUGUGCAGCAACGACAGCAAUUUGAGCAACAGCGAUGUCGGUGGAGGUGGAGGUGGAGAUGGUGGUGGUGGUGGAGAUUUCUUCUGCUCCAGACCCGCCUCCCCGCAGGCAGAGGAGAGUCUCAGCGCCUCCGACUACCUCAACGGCUUCUCUGACGUCACGGCUUCAUCCGUUCUUACAAUCCCGCCGUCCCCCUCCCCUUCGCCGCCCUCCUCACCUAUGUUAGACUCCCACUUCGGAGAGGAUUUCGCUCUAAGUCAUCUACCCCCUUCAUCAUCUUCCUCCACAACGCAGCCGAUAACGGCAGCCACUCCGGCGUCGGCGAAGUUAAAUAGGAAGUCCUCGCUAAACCAAAGCAAAAAACUCGACAGCCAAAGACCCCCAAAGAAAAAACGUUACUCGAAACGGCUCAAAAAAAGACGUAACAGCCUGACACAACAGCAGUCCAGUCGGAACUCUGACGACAAAACGACUGCGCAAGCGCAGCAUUUGGAAGUUCCGUGUCAAGUGUACUUCCGACGGGGGCGCGGUAUUAAAAAUAGCUUGAACAAUGGCGGCGGGGGAGGGGCUCAGAAGCUGCUGGCCACCGCCGUGUCGGAUACGCAAGUGUCACAGGUUGGAAGGGGAAGGAACUCAGAGAACGGCGGAGACAACUCUCUCAGCUCUUUCCAUCUGAGCUGUAGUAACCUCAACAAGGACUACAAGUCCAUGGAGUGGGACAGAAGAUAUUUCCAGAUACAGGAAGAGAUGGACCUUUGCCUGAAGGGAGACUUCGACAAGAAAGACCGAAAGCAAACGGGAGAACAGAGUGAAAACCCGCAGGCACAAGGAAAAGAGGACAACCCUGACUGGCUGGAUCCUCUACGGUCAAGCGUGUCUGCUCCCAACUCCCCGACAGAGAGGAGAACUCCCGCGACCAUUGGAGACCAAGAGUCAUCAUCUUCAGACGAUAACUACAAAAGGAGAGGAGAUGAAGAAGACGGUGAAGAGACGUCAGAUAAAAAUAACGACAACGACGAUGAAGACGAUGACGACGACGAUGAUGAUGAUAACGAUACAUCCGGUUCAUCAACGCCAGAUGUGAUAACCAUCCGUCUCCAUCCUCCCACACCCAAGUCAAAGACAAACGAGGCCGCUGCUGUCUCUUUCUCCUCUGCUCCUGGGCGCCUGAGGAGUCAGUCUGUGAUCAGACCUGUAAGGUCACUCCCUCUCCCGCCAUGCCACAGUGGCUACCAAAACGGCUCAGCUCUGACCCAUUCACCUCUCAAUAAACACGUCAUCAGUGGUAGCAACAGCUACAACAACGUCAUCAGCGCCAAUAAUAUCGCCAACUACACUUCGACAACCACAACUGCCAUCAACAACAUGGGCACCACGGUAACAAGUCUCAGUUCCCCGCCCCACCAAUCUGGGUACAGUCUAUCCCCCGUGAGUCCGAAUCCCCCUGAGUUCGUCAUCUCUAGCGAAGGUGAGAUGACUUUGGAGGAAACAGACGACACCCUGGACGGCAGCCCUAAGCCCCGCCCCCUGGCCAAUCACAGCCGACAGCGCUACAAAAAACGUCAGCAGUCUCCGGUUGGGCGUGGCAAAGUCAACAACCACCACAAGCGGACAACAACAGGAAAACCACGCUCUUCAUUCAGGAACACAUUCCGAAGUCAGAAGUCUUCCAAGAACAAAACUGCGGUCAAACACAUUCUCUCCAAAAAGACGGCGAGUAACGAGAAGAAGGCCUCCAAAGUUCUCGGAAUAAUCUUUGUGGUGUUCGUCACUUUGUGGACACCGUUCUUCACCGUGAACAUCCUGUCGGCGACGUGCGAGUCUUGCAUCAGAAACAUCACAGGGGAGAUGAUGUCUCUCUUCCUCUGGAUGGGUUACAUCGCCUCGCUGGCCAACCCCAUCAUCUACACCAUGUUCAACACGGCUUUCCGCCGGACCUUCAUUCGGAUACUGACCUGCCAGAUCAAGAGGUCGUGUGGUACAAAGUCUAGUGACCUACAUUACAACAUGAGCUACACCACCAUGCUGGCUAGUGAGAGGCGCAACACUAUGACGGUGGUGUUGAGGGAGGAGUCUCGAUAGAUGGAAGGAUGCUCACGCGAGGUUACAUACAUGCAGAGAGACAGACGGACUCUCGCAAACAGUUACAAACACACACACACACACGCGCACAC